GAUCGCGUCGUGAGUCAUUGCGCGAUGGCCGGAGCUAGCGGCGUGCUCGCUGCGAGCCGCGCGGCGCGGCGGCCCCUCGGACGGCAGCCGAGCCCAUGAGCAGGUCCGCGGGCUGCUCUGCAGGCGAGGCCGAAACGCGGCCGUUGAUGCGGGCUCCGAGCCCCGUCGGCUGCCUUUCCGGCGUCCGGCUGCGCUCAGUGUCGGAACGACGCUCGCAGGCCAUGCUUCAGCCGGACUCCAUGAACGCGGAGACCGCCUCGCUGCCGGGCAACCGCCGAAACCCACUCGAUGUCUUCACCAGCAUGUUCAGGCGGCGUUCGCUGCGACCGGCUGGCGGGCCGAGCAUGACGCAGUCGUCGGACCGCAUCUGGGAGCUGCUGUCUACGUCGCCGGUGCGUGUGCGUAACCUGGAGCAGGACAUGGAGGCGCUGCGCCAGUCCCGCCACGACAACCCUUAUCUGCAGCAGCAGAUGGAGCGAUUCUCGAUUCAGGACGAGCCGGCGGCGGCAGCCGACGAGCGGCAGCUACUCUUCCCACCCGACGACAUAAGCGACCUGCACAAGCACCUCAUCCGCAGCCCGCCGCCACAGUUCCCGCAGGAUGUGGCGCACUUCGUCUUCCCCGGAUCGCCGCCGCCCGAGGACGAGACCAUGAUGGAAGCCGAGAUGCUGGGCCACCCCGGGCCCUACAGCACAGAGCCGAUGCGCCAGGUGCCACAGGAAACGCGCGACCAGAUGUCCAGCUACCAGGCAGACGACGUGCACCGCGGCUUGGCCCGCGCCGCGGCCACUACCCGGUGAAGGGUGGCGGCGCCCCGUCCGGCUUGCCGGCUGCCCCGCAUCGCUCAAGCGGUCGCCGGUGAGCCGAGCACGUGCGGACCCCUGGGCUUAACGACCCCUGGUGCCACGCGGCGGAGGACGUCCUUCGGAUGUGCUAUGGACUGGACGGGGACGUCCCGCGCUUUGCAAAGCACCUUUCAUCAGCAAAUGGUUCUCAAGAGCCGCUCACAGCCGCAAUGGGUCCGGGCAGGGAGAAACGCAUUCGAAAACUCUGCGGCCGAACGUUUAAGAGCACUACUUCUCUAACAGAUGAUCCUAAAGGUGGCAAUAGUAUUGAGCAGGUUGCAUGCCUAUUCUUAGUAGGUAAACAAGUGAACGGGCCAUUCAUCGCAAAGCCAUUUUUUGCUGUGGAGUGCUAUAUGUGGAUGAUGGAAGCAGGUUUCUAGUCGCGACAUGGGUAAAAAAGAAGUUGCCAACUUUUCAUUGGCCUAUGCUGGGGUUGGCCUAUGCUGUCCCAGCAAGGGAUAAAAUUGUGCCAUAACUGUCCGAGCCACUUCCAGCGUGGGGUCUGUGCGCGUAUUGAGUGGCCUUACUGGCUCUAACGUGAGCGGCUGGUGCUAACCUGUCAAAGAAUGUUCUAGGCCGUUGGAGACUGCGGUGCGAAGAUCUGCUUGGUGUCGUGGAGAGGUAGCAUUGCAAUACCUGUACAGUUCACAUCAGCGAAAAAAAAAAAAAAGAAAAAAAAUACGAAGGCAUUCAGAGAAUCGUACAAACCAGGGGCUGAAUCCACAAAGCUCUUCGUUGCUUGCAUGCAUCUGUGCUUGUAGGUGCGAUACAGGACGAAGCUGAAUGGUUUAUCGUUUAACGGCCGUCUUCGUUAAUCGUAAGAUUAUCGUGAUUUGACGACGUCUUUUUUCAGAGACCACAGCAGCGGGUGUACGAAGUGCUUUGUGAAAACAGGUCCGGUCUUCAUUUUGCUCACGUUUGGGCGUUCAGACGCAGAAGCGACGACCGCACACGAUAGGCUGUCGCCGCCUCCUUGUAAUUUAGUCUCGCUUCUUGAAAUGGCAAAGUACGUUCACUUAGUGUGCGAAAGAUGUCUGGCCCCUUGUGGUUAUGUGUGUUACGUUCGCAGUACCACGGUAUUGUUCAUGACGUUUGAAAGAGAGACCAUUAAUGGAAGCGCGGAAGCCUGGACCAGAGUGAAUUCAGGCGACUUAGUCGAAUAAGUUUUAUUUUCUUGUUGUUAAACGUAUCUAUCCGUGUUGUUUCGGCUGCAGUGCACAGGCGGCUUACGUUGGCUCUAGCCGCACAUAAGGCCCCGAGUGAGGCAUCGAAAGGUUACUGCUGCGCCAGUCCAGUAGCUGACGCGGAGUGCGCUAACGUGCUCGUGACGAAUCGCACUCCUUGUCGACCUAGAGCCGUCGAAUGCUACACCAGCGCGCAAUUCAAGAAGUCGCUUCAGGGCCCCCAAUGCUUUCGGCUUUGCAACUAGGAGAGUCACGCGCAUUAUUUUUGCCUGCAAUUUAGAGUCAAAAGAUUUGUGAUCGCUGCGGCAAGGCGAUCGCACUCGUCAGGCGACGCACUGCCCAUUUGAAUAUUGCAACGGAGAAUGCCCCAAAAUUACAAAAGCUUGUGCCGUAUGCCGGUGCAACAGCACUAAUUGUGUGACUGAGCUGAGCUUAUCGUCACGCUACACUGACGACAUAUAUUGUUGUCGAUGUGACAACAGGUCCUCAGGGUGCACUAAUAUUCCGACGAAUUCGGCGGUGACAUCAGCUAUGUGUCUCAGUACAGCUCUUGUCGUUACGGCAUAAAAUUCCCUGUUGCGUUUUUCGCGUGCCAACGGCCGCUGUAGCCCGCGUGAAUCAGCAGUCCGAGGAGUCUUCCGCAACGCGCCACUUGUUUCCAAUACAAGUCGCGCUCAGGGUGCGAAGUAGGGGCGUGUCUCCUGAACAGUUCAAGCUGAAAUCUCGUGUUGUAAACUCUCUCCUGUGCGUGACAUGUGCCCUAACACAAAAGAGGAACAUCAGACCUUCUAGUCAUAGACGCUCAUGUGCCAAAGGAAUGCGUCGCUUCUGUGGGGAGCGGGCAGUAGCGUGUCGUUCUGCAUGCCAGCCGCGUAGCUGUAGUUGCCGAAUGAAAGCGAUCCCUGCGCGAAAACCUGCCGCUCAGAUCGACGGCGCGCGUUCGAUUUCGCGGGUUCGUGCUUCGGCCGUAGCGCGUGCUCGUGUGGCCUGCUGUAGCGCCGCAUCGUUAGCGUUAGGCAUGCGAGAAACUCUGCGCGACCGGCCGGCGGUUCUGCACGCUGCAUGUCGAGAUUCUCCGGAUGAUGCACAAGCUGACAAGGUCGCUUGUUUCGAGCCGAGCGAGGGUGAAUCCAUCAAGUGCGGCGUGGUUCGGCUGUCCCGUGACAACCUGACGGGCCGGCCUUGUACAUAGUGUCUCCUGGCGACGCCGCUGCUGGAACCCGACGCGGCUCUUCAGAGCUUGUCGAAUAAAGAGUUUGUUACCUACACGAGAGUCUGCUUGCCUCAAUGCACAGCAGCGUGCUCUACGCCCAUGGCUCCUGAGAAAGUUUGGAUUGUACGUACGUAUGUCACACAAACACUUCAACGAGGUACGCUAACGUAAUUGUUAAGGUUUUACGUCCCAAAACAAUGAUAUAAUUGA
This is a messenger RNA of Rhipicephalus sanguineus (brown dog tick), 3452 nucleotides long. RefSeq lists its product as uncharacterized. Lineage: Eukaryota; Metazoa; Arthropoda; Arachnida; Ixodida; Ixodidae. The transcript has 4 exons. Bases 96 to 800 code for a protein of 234 amino acids. The record is from RefSeq and is a predicted model, not a curated record.